Molecule: messenger RNA, 825 nt
Organism: Parnassius apollo (apollo)
Lineage: Eukaryota; Metazoa; Arthropoda; Insecta; Lepidoptera; Papilionidae
Source: the annotation of a GenBank genome assembly
AUGUCUGCCGAGAUUACGUUGGUUCAGGAGAUACAAAAAUAUCCAUGUCUCUACAAUAAUAACUUGCCAGAGUAUAAUCGUAAGGAUUUAACAGAGGAGGCAUGGGCCGAAGUCGCGCACAACAACAACCUUACAGUAAGCGAGUGUAAAGAAAAAUGGAGAAACAUCCGAUGUUCUUUUCUAAGAAGUUUGAAGCCUUCUGCGAAAUACAAAAAGCCGUAUUAUUUGACUGCUUAUCUACAGUUUGUUUUACCGUUUAUGAAAUCAUUAAAUAAUUUAGAAAUUGUUGAAGAAUCUCAAGCAAACGAAACUCUUAAGAAAAAUUCAACAAAAGAUAUUAUGACAAGUACGGUAAAAUCGGAGCCGGAGGAAGAUUUUGAAGAGCUAUCCGAAGGAGAACACACGAGUAUGGAAAUCCCUGUAACGAUGGCUGAAACUAUAAGUGCGGAGUCAUUAAUAUCACGUCAACAGACAACGGCGUUUCGAAAACGCAGACGCCCUACCUCAUUGCCAAAAACGUUCACAGAUAAAAAAAAUAAAAAAGCAAAAUAUAGUCAAGGGCAAAUGUUAAAACUUGUUUCAGCCGAUUCGAAUCGAGGGAAUAACAACGCGAUGCGCUACUUCCUGUUAAGUCUUCUACCUGAAUUUGAAACCAUGUCCGAUGAACAAAUAAGACUUUUUAAAAUCAAGGUUAUGUUGCUUAUUGAUGAACUGAAAACGAAUGAUACACGGAUAAGACAAAGUAUUAACAAUGGGAGUGACUCAGAACGUCUUCACAAACGCUUAAUAAAUUUGCUUUUAAGGAACCUUAAGAAAUCUCCAUGA